CGAGAAAAUGGCGGAAGUCAUUGGUAUCAGUUACAUAUUAGCGCGAGGUCCUAAAGCUGCUUGUUGAUUUCUCCUGCUGACUAUGUCAGAGAGCAUUAAAGUUAUCUGCCGCGUGAGGCCACUUAAUGAACAAGAGAAAGCAAAUGACAGCAAGUUCGUGGUGUCAUUCCCCGGUGAUGGAAACACAACUGUAUCUCUUGGGGGUAAAAACUAUAGCUUCGAUCAUGUAGUUCAGCCGAAGGCAUCUCAGUUAGAGGUGUAUGAAGUUGUGGCCAAGCCCAUUGUUGCAGAUGUGCUGAACGGAUAUAAUGGGACAAUAUUCGCCUAUGGUCAAACUUCGAGUGGAAAGACUUUUACUAUGGAGGGUAUUUUAGGUGACCCAGUCUUUCAAGGUGUUAUUCCGCGGAUAGUUCACGAUAUAUUCAACCAUAUAUACCAAAUGGACGAAAACUUGGAGUUCCAUAUUAAGGUUUCUUACUUUGAAAUAUACAUGGAAAAAAUCCGUGAUCUGCUUGAUGUUUCGAAGACAAACCUACCGGUGCAUGAGGAUAAAGACCGAGUUCCUUACGUGAAAGGUGUCACGGAAAAGUUUGUUGCCACUCCAGAAGAGGUUUUCGAUGCAAUUGAUGAGGGGAAGGCUAAUCGUCAUGUAGCCGUAACUAACAUGAAUGAGCACAGUUCUCGGAGCCAUUCAGUAUUCAUGAUCAAUGUUCGACAAGAGAAUUUGGAAACUCAAAAGAAACUACAUGGGAAACUUUAUCUUGUUGAUUUGGCUGGUAGUGAGAAAGUUGCGAAGACAGGCGCUGAGGGUACUGUGUUGGACGAAGCCAAAAAUAUUAACAAAUCGCUUUCUGCUCUUGGUAAUGUGAUCAAUGCACUUGUGGAAGGAAGUUCUCAUGUUCCUUAUCGUGACUCUAAACUAACUCGCAUUCUUCAAGAAUCUCUUGGAGGUAAUGCACGAACAACUAUGGUGAUUUGUUGUUCUCCUGCUGGGUACAAUGAUGCCGAGACGAAGUCCACCCUAAUGUUCGGUAUGCGAGCUAAAACCAUCAAGAAUCUGGUAACGGUUAACGAAGAACUUACGGCUGAUGAAUGGCGUAGGAGGUAUGAGCGAGAAAGAGAGAAAGUUAGGAAGUUGCGCAAUAUUGUAAGUCAUCUGGAGAGUGAAUUAAAACGUUGGCGAGCAGGUGAAACUGUUAGUCAAGCUGAAUGGUUCACGGAAAAUCAAUAUGCUGGCGCUAUAGACGAUACAAGAGAUUCGAUAACUACACCUAGUGUCCCCAGUACACCAAUGCUAGACAGCGUCUCCACUUCUACACCACGAUCUACUGGCCUCACAAAUGCAUCUCCAGCCCGCACUUCCGGUAAUGUCAAUCUUGGAACUAUCGGUGCUUCAGGAGGAAGUGUUGGAGAUGAACAGUUGCAGUUGCUUUAUCAGCAACUUGACGACAAAGAUGAUGAAAUAAAUAAGCAAGCUCAGACAAUUGCACGUCUUCGCCAGCAAAUUGAAGAGCAAGACGUGGUGAACAAUUCUUUGCGUAUAGAACGUGAGGGACAAUUAAAAGAAAUUACAACUCUUCAGGCUGAAUACCAGUCGAGCAAAGAUGAAGUGAAGGAAGUCCUGCAAGCCUUAGAAGAAUUAGCAAUGAAUUAUGACCAAAAGGCUCAAGAGAUUGAUGCAAAAGCGAAAGAACUUGAAGAGGCUCAAGAGUCCUUGCUACAACAAACCCGUUUAAUGCAUAGUAAAGACGGUGAAUUGUCACAGUUGAAGGAUACACAUCAAAAUCAGAAGAAGAAAUAUACUGAAAUGAUGUCUAGCCUAUUGAAGGAUCUAAUUGAUGUUGGUGAAUGCUUGAAUGAUCAAAUUACGAAACCGUCUGUUGGUUCUGAACGAUUAGAUGAAGAGUUUACUGUUGUUCGUUUGUAUAUAAGUAAGAUGAAAAGUGAGGCGAAAUCACUGCACUCACGUGUACGUCAAUUGGAAGAGGAACGUGUACAGCAUGUACAGUUAGUGCGUAAGAGCGAUGAUGAAUCUAAAGAUCUUCGAACACGACUUCAUGCUUUUGAAGUGAAAGUUGGCACCCUAAGUGAUAAAAUUGACGAGUCAGAAUCACGUAAGCGUCAAUUGCAGGAGACAGUGGAUAGCUUAAAUGCGGAGUUGGCAAAACUACGCGCUAAUGAACAAUUCAUCACCGGAUCUGGUCAACAAAAUGAACAAAUAUUAGCUGGCCAAUCAGCGAUACGAGCGAAAUUAGAUGAAGAGUUUAAACGACAAUCAGAGUAUUAUGCUGCUCAGGUGAAAUCUCUACGUGAUGAAUUAGACGAGAAACAGAAGAAGUUGGAAGAAUAUAAGGAUGAAGCCAAUAAUUUCAAAUUCCAAUCCGAGAAAUCACAAGAGGAGGUGAAACAGUUACGUGAAGAAUUAGAGACAAAAACUAAACGGCUAGACACAUUCGAGAAGACAGCUGAGAAACGUGAACAAGCCAAACAAGAUCUACGUGGUUUGGAAGAGACAGUUAUCAAAGAAUUACAAACACUACACAAUUUACGACGAUUAUUCAUCCAAGAUCUUAAUAGUCGAGUUAAAAAGUCUGCAAAUCGUGUGAAUGCACUGGCAGCGGCUGAAAAAGCUGCAGGUAACCAGCAAGGCGGUAAUAUGGCCAGUCAACAACAACAAAUCUCCGAAAGUAUAUUCAUGGACGAUGAUGAUGAUGAACCAGGUCAAGCUGGUUCACUGGCUCAAAGAGAGAAAAUUGCCUUCCUUGAAAAUAAUCUUGAUAAAUUAACUAAAGUGCAUAAACAACUUGUACAUGACAAUGCAGAGCUACGCUGUGAACUUCCUAAAAUGGAAAAACGUCUUAAGUGUACUCUGGAGCGUGUACGCAGCCUAGAGUUAUCUUUGAAAGAGGCUAAGGAAGGAGCUAUGCGAGAUCGUAAACGUUAUCAAGUUGAAGUAGAACGUAUUAAAGAGGUUGUCCGUCAACGGAAUAUCACUGGACGUCGUGGUCAAUCACAAAUCGCUAAGCCUAUACGCGCUGGACAUGCACCAGUGUCCACUGCUGGCGGUGGUGGUGGGACAGCAGUGACACGACCAGAUAUUCCAGGAUCAUCAUAAUCUCUCAUAUAUACACGUGGUGAUUAUUUUUCUAUAUGUGUACAUAUGCUUUCUUUUGGAGUUCCAUCUUGGCAGACUUUUGCAUAGAUAUAUAUAUGCGCACUUGAAUUUAUGCUUUCAUAUAUAUAUAUAUAUAUAUAUAUAUAUAUAUAUCGAUUCAACCUGUUAUGUUUACAACAAGUAGAAUGUCCACGAUGCUGCCUAUACACAAUACCCACAAUGACUGUGAGGAGCCUUAAGAACGAAGAAGUAUAUGUAACAUAUACACAUAUAUACAUAUAUGUUCGUCCCCGGUGGUUGUUUGGCGGUUCAUUGGUUGCUUUCUUUUUGGUUCCCCCACCUACUCACUAACUAACUAACUAACUAAUUUAUUGAUCACAGUUAACUUUAUUUCAUUCUUAGCACACUACAACAAAUCAUGGUCACAUAUUAUAUUAUGCAACAUACCUGCACACAUACACACAAGUUUAUCCAUGACUCUAUCGAUUGCUUUGAGUUGUUUUUUUUGUGACUUCUUCUUUUUUCACUGAUGUGUUGUGUUGUUUUAUAACUUUCGUCUGACUGACUUUAUUAUUGUCGUGGAUCUAUUCUUGUUGUCACACACAUUCAUACAUUUAUUGAUUUUGUCUGUGUGUGUGUGUGUUUGCGCGUGCGUGCGAUUGUGCUUAUUACAGAACGAGCGAGCCCGCUGAUUGCGCACCUUUUCUCCGCUCACUCACUCUCUCUCCUUCUCUCUUCGCGAAUUUAUUUAUUUUGUGAUCAAGACAAAAUAUGCGCCAAUUUCUGCGUGUAUACAAACACACACACACUGCAGUUAAAUUGUAUUUUGAAAGGGAGGGAGGAGGAGAAAAGCGCGCACGGUGGAAUAAUUUUUUAGGAUGCUAGUAAUGACAAUUGUGAUGCGAUUGAUCAGUUGCUAAAGAAGGAAGUGUAAGCCAAGCCCCCUAAGUAGAGAAAGAAAGUUAUGAGUAAAAAAAACACUUUUAUGCAGACAUGUGGUGGUGUGUGAUAUGUAAUGCUUCAUCGGCUUCUUUUCUAGUUCUUUUUCUCAUGUUUGUGAUAACAGGAUGCAGAUGAGACGCUAUGUGCUCGUGUGGCGGUGGGUGGGUGUCUUUCUGUCUGUCUGUUCCCCUUACUCAUCGCAGAUAUUUAUAUUUUUGUUAACUUCUCCUGACCGCUCUGUGUGUGUAGUAGUCAUUUAUAUACAUGUAAUUUCGAAUUCUAUGUUCUAUGUACUUACCUCUGAGGCUGGAAGAAACAGAGAGAGAGAGAGAUGGGGUCGUAGAGAGAGGGGGGGGAAAUGAGUACUCUUCAUUACACAUACAUUGAUAUCCUUUACAUAUAUAUGUAUGUAUGUAUUGGUGUGUUUUUAUGUUUGUGUAUGGUCUUAUUAUUUUUUUGCGGCUUUUUUGAUUUCAUCGCCUUUAUGUUUCUUACGCAUCAUGGUUGGAUUGGAUUUUAUGACUUUAUUCAACUUUUAUUUGCCAUGUAUAUUAUCUAAUAUUUUUUAAUAAUAAUAUUAACUUAUUAUUAUUAUUACUAUUAUUAUUAUUUAUGGUUAUGAAGUGCAUACCAUAUUGGUUACUACUACUAUUAUUAUUCUUAUUCUUAUUUGAGUCGAUUAAAAAAAAAGCAUAAUUUAAUGUAAAAG
Molecule: messenger RNA, 4766 nt
Organism: Trichobilharzia szidati
Lineage: Eukaryota; Metazoa; Platyhelminthes; Trematoda; Strigeidida; Schistosomatidae
Source: the annotation of a GenBank genome assembly